CACUAAUUAUACGUAGCUGAAUCCAAUAUAGAUGGUUUGGCCGAAUUUUCCUACCUAAUAUUCCUUCGCUUUCCAGACUUUGUUUAAAUUGUAGAACCUCAUUUGUUGAAUGUUUGCUUCUCCGUUCCGAGACGUGCAGCUGCUAAUAAAGAACGAGAGUGUUCCUAGUUUAGGGCAAAAUUUCAUCUCCCUUACUUACUUCUCCAUCAUUAUCCUUGCAAUUUCAAGCUAUUCAAGAUGAGUACCAUGAAGUUUUGUCGCGAAUGCAACAAUAUUCUGUACCCGAAAGAGGAAAGGGAACAAAAGAUCCUCCUUUACGCUUGCCGUAAUUGUGAUCACCAGGAGAUUGCUGAUAACAAUUGUGUAUACAGAAAUGAGAUACAUCACUCUGUUGGAGAGCGUACACAGGUGCUACAAGAUGUUGCCGCUGAUCCAACUCUUCCCCGUACUAAGUCUGUUCGCUGUACUCAAUGCAAUCAUGGAGAAGCUGUCUUUUUCCAGGCAACAUCUAGAGGAGAGGAAGGUAUGACAUUGUUCUUUGUAUGCUGCAAUCCAAGCUGUGGACAUCGAUGGAGAGACUGAUUUACCCUUCAAUAUGCUAAUGCAUCUGCGCUGACCAAUUUUCCUGAUUCUAUGUCUAUCUGAGAACCAAAAACGGGCCAUAUUUUGGUGGUUUCAUGAUUAAGCAACAUGAAGUUGCAAACACGUAUGUUUUUCUUGACCUAGUUCAUGUAAUUGAAUCAUUUGAAACCAUUCUGUAAUGAAUUUGUUAACUUGAGCCUGUGGUAGGACUAAACUGUUCUGAUCCAUCAUCCAAGUUUCAGCCUAUGCAAUCAUACUGUUAAUGCCAUGUUUGAUCAGGAAACAGUUCCCUUUAUCUUUACCAGUUUCUGUACUUCAAUCCUGGAAGUUUUGCCUUCAUUUAUGGUA
This is a messenger RNA of Amaranthus tricolor (Joseph's coat), 930 nucleotides long. RefSeq names its product DNA-directed RNA polymerases II, IV and V subunit 9A. The transcript has 4 exons. Gene Ontology annotation, molecular function: nucleic acid binding; DNA-directed RNA polymerase activity; zinc ion binding. The coding region runs from base 238 to 582 and encodes 114 amino acids. Lineage: Eukaryota; Viridiplantae; Streptophyta; Magnoliopsida; Caryophyllales; Amaranthaceae. Gene Ontology annotation, cellular component: RNA polymerase II, core complex. The record is from RefSeq and is a predicted model, not a curated record. Gene Ontology annotation, biological process: DNA-templated transcription; transcription-coupled nucleotide-excision repair; transcription initiation at RNA polymerase II promoter.